This is a messenger RNA of Psammomys obesus (fat sand rat), 6525 nucleotides long. RefSeq lists its product as uncharacterized. The transcript is spliced from 18 exons. The record is from RefSeq and is a predicted model, not a curated record. NCBI's taxonomy places the organism in Eukaryota, Metazoa, Chordata, Mammalia, Rodentia, Muridae. The annotation marks the transcript as partial.
AAUGGAGAGAAACUUAAAUCAAUCUCACUGAAAUCAGGGACAAGGCAAGGCUGCCUACUCUCUCCAUAGCUCUUCAACAUUGUACUUGAAGUCUUAGCUAGAGCAAUAAGACAACUAAAGGAGAUCAAGGGGAUAUAAAUCAGAAAGGAAGAUGUCAAAAAUAUCAAAAACAUGUCUACCAGAUUUGGAAAGGAAAGAGAACAACUUGAGAUUGCUAUUGAUCGUGUUAUUGUCACAAUAUCGGAAAGAAGAUCGGCACGUAGUCUACAUGGCACUAUUGAACAGCCACUUCAUAGCGUUCUUACAGCUACCCUUGAUCUGGUUAAUAUUGUCAGCAUGAUAUUAAACAUUCUGGAAAGGCCACCAUUUGAUUGCAUGUCAGAAUUUUCCAGUCUGAAAAAUCAUCUCACUAAAAAUAUCAUAUUACUGAGAUAUUUCUCUGAACAGUCUGAUCUUAACUAUGAAAAUGAAUCUGAUUUAAUAAAUGCGUGCAAGGGUGUGAAUAAAAUGUGUCACUAUAUACUUGCUUUACCACCUGAUUUUCCUAAACCAGAAACACAAGUUCCAGGAUAUGUUCCCUGUGAAGAGAGGCCACUUAGGUUGCAAGUGCCAAUUACAACUGAACCUGAAGCAAUGAGUUCUUCAGUGAAACGUAAACCUGAUUAUAUUCCACUCAUUCAACAUGUAUCAGUUCCAGUAACUACAACCAUCUUUUCAUAUGGAGCUCCCAUACAAUAUGCAUCACUUCCAAAUCAAAGAGUACCUGAGAGUUAUUCACCUUCACAAAGAGUUGAUAGUCCAAGUGAUGAAGAAGCAAUUACACUGGAACAUGAUAAAGAAAACAAAUCAGAAAAAGAAAAUCCUGAUGCAGAUGCAUCUGAAACUCUAGGUGGUUCUUUUUAUAAAACUCUACAAGACCUGACAAUAAUUGAAAGUGGUACUCCUCUUAUAGACUCUGGUUCUGAACGAUGUGUGAUUGAUUCUGACUCUGACAGAGGUAUUGUCUCAGAUUUUGAAUUAGAUAAACAAUCUCUUGACUCUGGAUCAGUAAUAUUGGGAGUAGACUCUGACUCAGAAAAAUCUCCUAGGGAUUCAGACUCUAGAAAACAGCUGUUUAAAGCAGGAACAUAUCCGGUGGAUUCAGUCUCUGUUGAAGACUUGACCCAAACUGGGGAACCCCUGGUGAGAAUUGAACAGUACCAGGUGGAACCAGGAUCUCUGAAAGACUGGGUGGCCUCAGGCUCAGAAAAGUUCCUGGAAGAUUUUGACUCUGAAAGGUACUCUGACUCUGACAGUGAAAGGAAGAAAGAAGAAAGACAGCAAAUGGCUUCAGAUUCUAUAAAACGAAUGAUGGAAUCUGAAGAAACAAUGAUGGAAAGUGAAUAUUUUUGGAUGAUUUCUGAUACUGAAAGUUAUUCAGUGCACCCAUACAAAAGAAAGGAUAGAGCACCAAAAGCUAAGGUACAUCUGAUACACGUUGACAAAACAAAAAAAACAAGAUUUAAGAGGUAUAUGAUGGACUCUGACUCUGACCCAAGUGAUGUGGACUCAGAUUCAGAAAGAUCUGAGUUAGCUUCAGAAGCUGUAAAGUGUUUCAUGGAUACAAAAACAUUUCAACAGAGCACUGCUAACAAAAACUUUCCAAAGGAUUCUUGGUCUGAAAGAAGAACAGUGAACUCAGACUCUGAAAGCCCUGUGAUAUCCUCUGAUUCUGUGAAGCACAUGAAGAAGGCUGAAACAUGUCAAAGUACCUGUAAUUUGGAAAGACUCAAGGAGGCACCUAGGUCUGAGUCUCCACAGCACUGGCUAGAUGUUAAAAGAAAACAAUCAGAUUCUGAUCAUGAAGGACACUGGGACAGCUCUGGAAAAUAUCAGUUUAGGUCUAUAACACCUCAAGAUAGCUUUGGAAAAUGUCAGGAUGACCUUCAAACAUUUCAGAGCUUCACUGAAAAAGAUCAAGUAGGCUCGAGAUCUGAAAUACAUCAGACACAAUCUGGAAAUGAAAGACAUCAAAAUGAACCUGAAAGUAAAAGACACCUCAUAAAGACUGAGAAGGGAUUAGACAAUGAGGGGUUUCAAAUGGAUAAGGAAAGAGAAGGACAUCUCUUGGCAUCUGACUACCGUGAUUCAGAAAAUGAAAUACAUCGUCUCGGUGCUCGCAGAAAGGAUAAUCGUCCUCCAGGUUUUUGGAGGCCAGUUAUCCUUCCUCUUAAGUUUGACCAUGAAAAGAAAACUGAAGAGCGAAAGUCUGUACAGCAAAAAGACAAAAGAGUUGGCAGAAUUCAGACAAGACACAAGAGUGAAGACAAAGCUGUGAGAUUCAAAGAGGCAUCUUUACGUCUCAGUGACAAACACAGUUGUAGGUUUUCUCCAGACUCUCACACUUUCACAGGUGAAAAAUAUCACAGAAAACCCAGCUGGAAAAUGUCUGUCCAUAAGCACCAUCGCAAGGAGUAUAGAUAUGCCCAUAGUUAUGAGAGUACCGUUCCUCUACGUUCUGAGACUUGCACCUCUAAUGUUGUUUGCAGCCCAACUUCCAAGAAUCCUAAGUCUGUCACAAGGCAGAAGACUCAAAGAAGUAUUACAUUUUCUUCGGAUGAGGGAACUCAAAGAUGUACCAGAUGUUUUAUGGAAAUCAGUAACUCUUCUUUUCAUAAAUGCUCCACAAAUUCUGAUGACUCUGACUCUGAUUCUCCUUUCCAUGGCCAGAUAUCCUCAGAUUCUAAAUAUUCCCUGAGGUCUAAAACUGUUAGACACUUCAAGACUUCUCGAAAUCGCCCUUUAUCUCAAUCCCUGGAUCCUAAGCAUAUUGUAGGCAUCCGCUGCUCUCUGCACAGGGAAGAUGAUAAAGAUUCUAUGGAUCCCAGCUCUUAUUUACAUUGUGAAAAUUUUUCAGCUCUCCAAAGCUUUAAGGGCUCUUCUGCUACCCAGAUUAUACCUAUGGACACUAAAAAAAUUGUGGGCCAACAUAGUAUCCAGGGCCAUGUAACGUCAACGCCAGUAAGAUUAUCUCAAAGUGGAAGCAAGUUUAACCUUACUACCCAACCUCAAAAUAAGGAUAAUCCUGAUGACAGUGAUAUUAAAUUUAUCAGUGCUAGACAUAUCAAAGAUGAGGCUGAUAUUAAAGAUUUACUUCUGUCCAAAGAUGAGACAGACAAUGAAGAUGAUACAAAUACUGAAGAUGAAACAGAUGCUGAAGAUGAAACAGAUGCUGAAGAUGAAACAGAUGCUGAAGAUGAAACAGAUACUGAAGAUGAAACAGACACUGAAGAUGAAGAUGACACCAAAGAUAAGAAAGAUCCCAAAGACAAAUCUGACCCUGAUGGCAGUGAUCCUACAGAUGGCAACUCUGAAAAUAAUACUGACAGCAACAAUGGGUCUGCUCCUAGUGGUGCUUCUGGGUCUACAAGUGGACCUGAUUCCAGCAGUGAUGGUGGGGACUUUAAAAAUGUAACUGAUAACAACAAUGAAUCUGACCCUACUAUCGAUAAUGCCACCAAUAGUGAUGUUAAUUUGAAAACUAGCACUGAUGAGAUAUGUACUGAAAAUUUAGACAAUGCUUCUGAUCAGGCACAGUAUUUCAGUCAAUACAGUAAUGCUGACUCCAACGGUAGCACAAACCCAACCUCUGGCUCUGGAAACAAGAAGAGAACUGUGCUGGACUGUAUUUCUGGUUGCAACAAUGACACUAGCCCUAGAAAUGCCACUGAACAAGGAAAUAAUAUUUACUCUGAGAUUAUCAGAUCACUUUCCAACAGUCCUUUCUUCAUCAAAAAUGAGAGUCAUCCUAUCAGCAACCCCAGCCUCCAAAACAGCCAUGGACCCCCAAAAGAUCUUGACACUACCUCUAAUACUAAACCCAGUAGUGCUACUCAUCAUAAUGUUGUUAUUCCUAACAAUAUUGUUCACACUAACUAUGGCACAAAACCCAAUAGUAUUCCUAUUUCCAAACAUACAACAUCCCUAAACAAUUAUUCAGACCUUAAUGAUGUCAGAGGGUUUACAUAUGAAGUAAGUUCAAGUUUUGUAGUCAACCCAUACUAUUUUGACAGAAAAAAAUAUGCUGUGAGACUCAAAUUCAUACUUAACACUAUCAAUGCCAUUGAUACUAGCAACAUUACCAGCUGUACAAGUGCUAUCAGCUCUCAGUUUACUUCUGGAAAAAACUAUGCCCCAGACAUUAAACAUCACCCUAGAUUUAGUCAUUUUGAUAGUUUCAACAUUAUCAUCAAUGCUAAUAAUUCUACUAGUACCAGCACUGUUAACCAUUUCCUGGAUACUGAAUCAGAAAUGAAUUCCACACCAUCUAUUUUUAAAAUUGUUUAUGGAAGUAUCUCAAAUUUUAUUUCUAGUACAAAUUACACUUAUCCUGACUUUUUUAUAACCUCUGAAUUUUAUGAUCCUCUUAAGCUUGGUAGAGAUUAUACUAUCUUUGAUAACCAAAAUAUUAGUGCUUUGUUCCAAGACUCUGCUGAAUACAUGGACUCUGAUAAUUCUAAGUAUGCCACUGGGUCCACGGAUGCCCUUGAUGCCGAAGAUAUUUCUAGGGUCCAGAAUCCAAUUGUCAUCAAGGAUCCUUCCCCUUUCAAGAUUCUUUCCAGUCAAAGUAUUCCACUACCUAGUUUUGAUGUUAUAAUGGAAGCUGACCUGCCAGAUAUUGUGAAGUUUGUCAUUCCAUCAGGUGCUGCAAAUCAAUCAUUUAAGAUGUGUGAUAAUUACAGUGGUACUUCAAGAGCAGAAGGGCCAUCUUUGGCAGUACCUAAGAGAGAAAUUACUAAAAGAUCUUCUGAAGUUUGGAAAUCAGCAGAGAGACCUUCUUGGGGACCUGAAGAACGACAACUUGUCAGAUUUCAAAGAGGCUAUGUUAUAAAUCCUGCUAGAGAUCUUGCUGAGAGGUCAGGGCAAGGACUCACAACAAUUUCUGCCAGGCGCCAUUAUGUGAGCCCUGCAAGAGCAUACUCUGAGAAAUGUGGUAGAGAAUAUGCCAUCAGUCUUGCGAGAGGAUACACUAAGAGAAAAGCAAGGCCAAGAGUCUUGAGUCCUUACAGAAUGCAUACUGUGAAUUCUGCACAGGAAGUUACUCUGCAACCAGUAUGCAGACUUUCCAUGAGACAUGAAGAAGAAUUUCUUCUGGGAGCUGCAGUGGGACUUACUGUGAAAUCAGUACAAGGAUAUGAUGAAAAAACUGUCAGACAACCUACCCGGACUAGUCACGAUGAUGAUGAUGAAAAUGCAAGUGGCUCCUCAAUCAUAAUGGACAUCAAGGCUCUUGGUUUCAUAUACCUACCAGAAUUCCGAAUUGACUUAGCUCCACAUUGCAGAAGAGACCAGGCUUUCCAAGCCACCCAUACAAUAAUCAAGGAUUUCUACGUUGCUGGCACAUGCUUGAAUGAGAUGAAUUAUUGGUUUUGUCAGAUGUUACAGUUAACAUUUGGUUCCUCCAUUGGAGAUGCAGCUGCUAAUUCAGCAUACAAAAGUGUGAGUGCUCUGAUUUGUGCAAAACGUGUUAAGGGUUUGAAGAGCAACUUCCCUGUGAUUUGGUAUGGCUACUGCCAAGAAGCAACUACUAUUGUUUCAAUGAAUCCGAACUUCCAAUACAGACAUGCUCAAAAUAUUUCUGAUGAGUUCACUCAUUUCUGCCCUACUACUGUGGAAAAUUGGGAAAGGGCCAGAAAACCAAAACAAAAUCCAACUUUUCCCUCACAGCAACCGACCCUAGAAGGUCAGAGGGAUAUGGGGCUUAUGAGUCAGGCAGUGAUGGUUACUACUCCCCAGCUAACUAAGAAGUUAGAAAGCACUGUCCUUGUAAAGCCAAAACCUUCAGCACUUCUUCGCAUAGAGAAAGUACAGGUUAAGUCACCAGGCGGUCCAGAAUUUCAACGGUUAGAUGUUACUAGAAUUGUCAGUCCAGAAGAAAAGGGAAAUGGCACCGAAAUACUGGUUGCUGGUGUGCCUGUAAAAGAGGAGCAAGAUGAUACAGAAAUUCCAACUUUGCAAUUCACUGGGUUUGUACACCUGGAGACUUUAAUAAAGAAAUGUUCACUAUCCUCACAAUACACUCGCCCAGGAACCCCAAGAAAUAUAUGGAUGGAAUCUUCAAAAAAUACAGAGUCCCUAGAAAGUGCUGAUAUGGAAGUUGCAAGAAUCAUGUGUCCUUUUAGAGAAAGAUCCAUCUUUCGGCGUUCCUGUAGAGAGCAAUUAGAAGCACCUGCAAACAGUAAGGGGCUCCAUAUUCUCCCAGCUGUCCCCAAAAAUGAAAAUAAAGAUAUGGCUGUCAACAAACUAACAUCAGAGGAAGAGAAUGAAGUAACCAUCCGUCCUAAGAAGCAACAUUUCCAGGCUUUGCAAGGCCCUUUCCCCUUGUUACCAAAGCACCGUAAGCUCCAGGUACAUUGCCGUCGAAGCUCACCAAAAUACAGUGAAGUCCGAGGCCAAUACUUAAAUACACCUGAAUUUGAAGUAAAGGCAAAAAAACCUCACUUCUAGCCAGGUGAUAGGAAUUUAUUAUCAGAAGUUUUUGUAUGA